ACGUGUAAAAAGAAGAAGACUUUAUUUACGUCUGAUUUGAAUUUAUAUAAAAAAGUUUAUUUUUCAAUAUUAUAAAUGGUUUUACAAACAUUAUCAUCCAAUGGACGGAUUAUUCACAAGAAUAAAAUGUUUAAUUUCUACCUGGAUCAAGAAUUUGUUGAUACCGAACUGAUUUUGUCUGAUGGAAAAAUUAAAGUUCACGGUAUUGUACUUGCCACUGAAAGUAAACUAGCUUAUAAGUUGUUAAAAAGUCUACCAGGGCCACAGAAAACAUUAAGGUGGACACAGUAUUCCAAAGAAAUAAUGAGACUUGUUAUAGAGUAUAUUUAUAGAGGUACAUUAACGUAUCCUACUCAUCUUGAAUCUCAAGUGAAAUCAUUAAUAGCGUUUUUGCAGAUUGAAGGAAAUAAACAAUUUUCCAAUAAGGAAAAAAUAAACUCGUUUACUACAAGAUCAGACUUAAUAACAAAUGUUAAAACUAAAAACAUGGUAAUAGAAAUAUCUGAUGAAGAAUUAUCACCAGAUAGCAGUGUAAAUAAUCGACCACCAGAAACCUCACCAAUUCCUAAUAUCAUACUUCCAUCAUCUUCGGAUGAAAUUCAAGAACAAACAAAUCCUCUAUUGUGUAGUUCUACAUCACAAAAUGAAGAUGAUAAUAAAUCGAUAGAUUUUGCAUUAAUAGAAGAUCCCAGAAAGGAAUCAGAUGACAUAGAACAAGAAUUACAACAAAUUAACAAUACAGAAUUGAUGAUAGACCCUGAGAAGAUUCCAGUUGAUACCAAUUCUCAAUUGUGUCAUCCAACAUCACAAAAUCAGGAUAAUAGUAAAUCAGUCCAUUGUACACUAUUAGAUGAAUCACUUAGUGGUACAGGGUCAAAAUCAAAUGAAAUGGAACAUAAUGAGAGAGAAGAAUUGAUAGGAGACGGUCAAAAUACUGAUAAUUCUGGAAAUAAUCGUAUAUCUGUUAUGAAAUUGAGUAAAAUACUAAUAGGGAAGUAUCUCGAUGAAAAAAAUGGAAGUGUAACCCAAAAGGAACAACCCGGACGAAACGGUUCGAGUGAUAGUAUUUAUUUUUCUUUACCGGCAAAUACUUAUCAAUCACAGCUAUUGGAACCGGAGGAAUCAUUAAAGGGAAAUACUAAAGAUUCAUCGUAUCUCGAUGAUUCGUUACCAAAUUUGAGAUUAUCGAAAAAUCCAUACAUUCAGAUAGAAUUACCAAUUACUAAAAAUAGAACGAAAAAUUUCCCAGAAAUGAACUUCGAAAACGAUACUUUAGGUAAAGAAGAUACGGGAUCAAAUGAAGAAGAGAAAACAUUGGAAUAUCUUCGUAUAAGUUCAACGGAAAAUUCUAUCAAUAAGGUUAAAAAUGGAGAUAAAUCGAGUAAGAUAUCAAUAAUUUCAGAUCACAAAAUAACCGCACCGAAUCUACUUUUGACAAAUGUUCUACCAAUCAAACAACAAAACGAAAAAGAAAAACAAGAGUUGUUUGAAUAUCUACCAAUAACUGAGAACGAUAUAACUAAUAAUAUGAAGAAAAAGUCCGAUGAAAUAGCGCAUUGUUCAAAAAAUAAAAAAUAUUCAAUUGAAUCGAGGAGGAGGAGUUUGAGGAAUCAAAUUAACAAUAAUUGUAACGGAAAACGUAAACGUCCGGCGAUCAAUGCGGAGAAGAAAAGGAAGAAAUUGAAGAGAAAAAAUUCGGAAUAUUGCGAUCGAAAUAGAGAUUUUUUGCAAGUUACUAAACUCGGGAAAAAAUAUUGUGUGAUUUGUGAUAAGGUGAAACAUAAUUCGAGUAUCCAUAUACAACAUAACCAUAAGGAAGUGAUUAGAAAUGCUCUAUUUACUUGUGACAAAUGUUACACUUCAUUUCAUUAUGAAGUGUUCAAAAAAUAUCACGUUUGUGUUUAAAAUGUAAAUCGUGACAUUUUUUAUCGUUUUCUAAUAAAAAAUUCAUGAAAACCGAAAAAAA
Molecule: messenger RNA, 1966 nt
Organism: Diorhabda sublineata
Lineage: Eukaryota; Metazoa; Arthropoda; Insecta; Coleoptera; Chrysomelidae
Exons: 6
Coding region: 76-1905 (609 amino acids)
Molecular function (GO): protein binding
Source: RefSeq, a predicted model, not a curated record